Messenger RNA from Medioppia subpectinata, 309 nucleotides. The record is from the annotation of a GenBank genome assembly. NCBI's taxonomy places the organism in Eukaryota, Metazoa, Arthropoda, Arachnida, Sarcoptiformes, Oppiidae.
AUGGUACUACCACAAUUCAAAGGGAAUAUACGUAAAAGAUCUUAUCAAACAUUUUUGGGUCCCAUAGACUUAACAUCAGAUAAUAAACACACCAUAAAUGAAAAAUUUAUACGAGUGCCCGGAAUUGAUAGCCUGGCCAAUGGAUUCUCACUCUUAACCCCUUCUAAAUACAAGGGUCUCAUUUGGACGACAAUUAGUGAUGCAAACGAGACAACUAAUGGUAUAUACAAAUGCAAUAUUGAAUACAAAACCAACAAAACAGUGGCAUAUAUGGCAUCGGAUGUCCUCAAAAUCGCAGCAGAAAAAUGA